CCCCAACUUAUCAUUUGCAGUCGAGCGUCUCUAAUGUGUAUUGAAAGCUAUCUAUUGUAAACAUUCUAGCAAGUUUUCCUAACUUUCACACGUUUAUAAUAAGAGUUUUCCGAACACGAAACAACAUUGCUGUGUAUAAAUUACACAGCUUAGUCCGCGACAGUUCAACAAGUCCGUUACUAAUAGAUAAUUGUGGAGGAAUUCCAUGCCAUAAAGAUUUCUUUGAGAAUUCACCUUAGGAAUGUUCGACUGUAAUUAGAACGCCUCGAAAUACUAAAACAAGCAAUCGCCGCGUUAUGAAUGAGCAAUCAGAAUUUCACAAGAUCAUUCACCAACAGAGUAAGAGAGAAACAGGUUCGCUCUCUCUAUCUCUGUCUCUGUCGCCGAAUGGCAACCGAAUUAUGAAUGAAAUAGUAAAAGCUCUGUGGACAACAGGUCGCUUGAUCAUCUCCAACGCAAAGGCAGGCAGAAUCGAAAAGCAAACACGAAUGUAAAUACGAGUAUAAAUAAGUGUAUAAUAACUGUGGCGCCAAGCACAAGACAAUGACAAAUCAGACAAUCGAGGGGGUCGGGGGGCGCACGCGAAUCAUUUGGGGUGAAUCACUUGCACUAAAUACGGCGGCUGGCGAGGCUAUGAAAUCAGAAUGGUUUCUCGGAAUGCAGCGCUCAAUUCAAAUAAUUUCAAUAGAGCAAUCGUCUAUUUGUCCAUUUGCCAGUAAUCGUUUCGAAGAGCUUUCGGAUAUCGGUCGCGUAAUGUGCGAUUCCCAUGAAUGCUCGGCGAGUACUAUACUGAGCACUGUGCACUGUGAUCUGGCCGCCUUCUUCGGCAACAUUGGCCAAAAUAAGACACAGAUCCCAAAACAACAGACAGAGAGAGAGAGAGAGCAGGCCAAUCAUAGCAAACAAGUCAUGUUGCUUUUCCAAGAAUAAUGACGCGUCAACAGACAACGCGUGUGCCAGACAGAGACGGUAAAAGAGAGCGAGUGUAUCUUAAUGAAUGAAUUUAUUCAACACUCGAACGACCUUAUGUCUCUCCCCCUCUCCUCACACACACUGCAAACGCCAACAGCUCAGAAACCUGUGCCUGGGGAACUCCAUGAGACAUCAAAAACACACACACGAUUGCGAAUUUGUUUGUCUCGUCAACAAGCAGCGUCGAUGACUCACGCCCCUAGACCGAUGUUCAGCGAGAGUUGCCUACGUCAUGCUUGCGAGUGCGAUGCAAUCUCAAGAGCGUGGCGCAGAUAACUGAACCCCAAAAAGCUUUUAGCGAUCCCUCUGGCAAAUUGAGUGCUCCAAACCGGUACCCAGCUACCGGCAAUGCUUCGGCAAUUGCCGAUUGGGCAUCGGGUGGCUACAGAUUAGCGAUUUGCGCGAAUGACGAACGUUGGGGAGAGAGCUUUCGGCUUUGCUUGAUUUCGUCAUGAGUUUAUCGUCGUACGUUUUGGCUGAUCAUUAGUCGGUUAAACGCGAACCUGUGCAGAUGCGUCUCGGUUGCCUGCUGAUCGAUUGCUGAUCGUUCGAGAAUCGCGUAUAACGUAAAUCGGUCGUUAACUGUUCAAACACAAUUUUCCACUAAAAGAUUUCCAGAAAUUGUUUGCGGAAAGUCGACUUUGGUUUCUUGACCCAAGCUAGUGUAAUUCCCUAGUGACCGCACCGGUGGGAAGAUAAUAUUCGAAACGCGCGCGAGUGAAUCACCGGCUCCCGGACAAACGUUUGUUUAUCCUAAGUCCAUCAACGGACCCAUCCGCGAGUGAUUAAGCAUAUUUUUAGUGACAACCACUUGACAAUGACGUCAAUCGCGAGUGCAAUUAAAUUGGAAACCUCCUACUCCAGUUGAUAAGGUUGUUUAGUGUCGGCAAUAAGUGUCUGCUCAACUUGGGGUAGUCCCAUGGCAAUUCUACUUAGUGUGAACCAAAGUACAACUCAAUUUGAUAGUUUCUUGUGCGGCGCGAGAACUGUGCUGAGCCUUGAUGCCAUGCACCAGGAUGUCCGAUCCAGCAAGGUCAGCGCAUCCGCCCAAGCAACAGAAGCAACAACAAGCACAACAGAGGCAGCGCUGGAUGCAGCGAAGGCGAAGACGACGAGUCCCUUGGCCAGUCGGCCAAGGCGACGACAGCGACAACGUCGACGUAGCAGCAGCAGCAGCGACAGCGAUAGCAGCAGCUCCACCAGCGAUAGCUCCACAUCCUCGAACUCUGACUCCGAGUCGGAUACGAGUAGCAGUAGCUCCAGCAAGAGCAGCCUCAGCUCCAGGCUGCCGCUGCUGGUUAAAUCACAGGGAUUGGAGCUGCCCGACGUGUCCCCGCCUUCUAACAAAUCCAAUGAGGAGCAGGAUCAGGAGGAAGAGGAAGAGAACAAUGGUCCUGGUACACCCGUGUUGCCUGUGGAUCCGCAUGUCUGGACUACCGAGGACAUUGCCAGUUGGGUCAAGUGGCUAACACGCAAGGUUAAGAUCGAUCCCGAGCCGGACAUUACCCGCUUUCCCAAAGAUGGCAACGAGCUCUGCCAGCUGAGUCGGGCCGAUUUCUGGGUUUGUGCUGGCUCCCGUCGAGGAGGCAUUCUCCUGGCCAAGCAUUUUGCCCUCAGUCUAUACAGGGCCACAGGACGAGAGACGAGUCCCAUGCUGAACGAGAAUGAGCCAAAUCCGUAUCAGCUGCUGAACGCUGCCUCUCACCGAUUGGUCGCCCAGGGCUCUGGCGGGCAGAUACAGCUCUGGCAAUUUCUGCUCGAGCUGCUCGCUGAUUCGUCGAACGCCAACUGUAUCAGCUGGGAGGGCCAAUCGGGCGAGUUCCGGCUUAUCGAUCCAGACGAGGUGGCCAAGCGUUGGGGCGAGCGCAAGGCCAAGCCAAACAUGAACUACGAUAAGCUGAGCAGAGCUCUAAGGUACUACUACGACAAGAACAUUAUGACCAAGGUUCAUGGCAAGCGUUACGCCUACAAGUUUGACUUUCACGGCCUGAUGGCAGCUUGCCAGGCACAGGCGCAAGGCUGUGAUCCGGCCAGCAGCAUGAUUAGUUCCUAUAAGCAUCAUCACCACGCUGCUGCUGGCGGCGCUCCACAUGCGAUGCCCCCGCAGCACCUACAGCAUCAUCUGGCGCAUCAUUCCCACUCACAUUCACACACACACACUCAUCAUCCGCACGUUGCACAUCCCCAUGCCCAACUGCUGCAUCACACAUCAGCAACGGAGCUCACUUCGCCGGCGUCCACUUGCUCCAGCCUGGGAUUUCCUUCGCCCUCGACAGCCUCAUCGCUGCCCUCGCCUGGCAAUGUGUCCGCAGUGUUUGCUGGACCCGCUCCCACAGCUGGAUCGUAUGCCGCAGUGACCAGCCAGUCCGCUGGCAGUGCUGCUGACCCGGGACCCAGAACAUCGACAACGCCGAGCUAUGAGCAGCACACCCCGCCCAGCAAUGCAUUUAAUUGAAAUGGCAACCCCAAUUUGUUGGGGUUGUUUACAACAGCACGGCCAUCAACCAGGCAGGCAGAGAGACAACUGGAUGGGGGACUGGACCUGCGCAAGGACCACCCGCUGCGCAUGAGACAACUCUCUCUUUCUUCAUAUCUCCCUCUCUUUCUCUCUCUAUCUGGCUGUCGUCGUCUGCCUGCAAAAAGGGACAUUUCGCUUAAUUCGAGCUACUUUUGGUUAAUUGUGUAAUUUUCAUAUAAUAUGUGAUAAAAUGGAGCAAUGAAGCAGCGUCCACGAGGAUCGCAUCAGCAGCAAAAAGCAAUACCAGAAGGGCAAGUCACCCCCAAACACUUUUCUCCACUUGAAGGGUCACUUUCCGGGCUAAUUUGUUACAUCGUCUGUUAUCUUUGUCGUUGUCGCUU
Drosophila albomicans is the source of this 3831-nucleotide messenger RNA. RefSeq names its product DNA-binding protein D-ETS-6 (gene Ets21C). The coding region runs from base 1892 to 3427 and encodes 511 amino acids. The record is from RefSeq and is a predicted model, not a curated record. Gene Ontology annotation, molecular function: sequence-specific DNA binding; DNA-binding transcription factor activity, RNA polymerase II-specific. Gene Ontology annotation, cellular component: nucleus. Gene Ontology annotation, biological process: cell differentiation; regulation of transcription by RNA polymerase II. NCBI's taxonomy places the organism in Eukaryota, Metazoa, Arthropoda, Insecta, Diptera, Drosophilidae. The transcript is spliced from 3 exons.